This is a messenger RNA of Pipistrellus nathusii (Nathusius's pipistrelle), 1287 nucleotides long. NCBI's taxonomy places the organism in Eukaryota, Metazoa, Chordata, Mammalia, Chiroptera, Vespertilionidae. The record is from the annotation of a GenBank genome assembly.
AUGGGUUUCUGCGACGGUGAGAACAAUGGACUCGGGGAAGCGAUGUCUUUCCCGGGUUCGUUGAAAGAAGAGAAUCUGUUGAACGUUCCCAAGCCACUGCCGAAGCAGCUGUGGGAGACCAAGGAGGUCCAGUCGCUGUCCGGGCGCCCUCGAUCCUGUGAUGUCGGCGGCGGCGGCGCUUUUCCACACAACAGUCCCAACAUGGGCCUGUCCCCCUUCCUGGGGACCCUGAACACCGGGGGGUCCCUGCCGGACCUAACCAACCUCCACUACUCGGCGCCGCUGCCCGCCUCCCUGGACACCGGCAACCCCCUCUUCGGCGGCAUGAGCAUGGGGAACAGCGUGGGCAACCUUCCUGCUGCUAUGACUCACCUGGGCAUCAGAAGCUCUUCUGGUCUCCAGAGCUCCCGGAGCAACCCCUCCAUCCAGGCCACGCUCAACAAGACGGCGCUCUCCUCCUCCCUGAACUGCCCCCCGCAGACACCGCCCAGCGCCUCUGCCCUGCACCCGUCGCUGCGCCUCUUUUCCCUCAGCAACCCGUCCCUCCCCACCACCACCCUGAGCGGCCCGUCCCGGCGCAGGCAGCCGCCCGUCAGCCCGCUCACGCUCUCUCCUGGCCCCGAGGCACAUCAAGGGUUCAGCAGGCAGCUCUCCUCCACCAGCCCCAUGAACCCCUACCCCGCCUCGCAGAUGGUGUCCUCUGACGGGAGCCCGCUCUCCUUCCUGCCCACAGAGGCUCAAGCUCAAGUGUCCCCGCCUCCCCCGUACCCCAGGCCCCAGGAGCUCCCCCAGCCUCUCCUGCAGCAGCCCCACGCCCAGGAGCCCCCUGCUCAGCAGCCUCAGGCGGCCCCGUCCCUGCCACAGCCAGACUUCCAGCUCCUCACGGCCCAGGGCUCGUCUCUGACCAGCUUCUUCCCGGAUGUGAGCUUUGACCAGCAGCAGGCCAUGCGGCCCGGCCCCGCUUUCACCCAGCAGGUCCCCCUGGUGCAGCACGGCCCCCAGGAGCCGCAGGAUGCGUUUCAUUUGAGACCAAACGUGUAUUCCAACUGCGGGAAUUUCCCCAACACCCUCCUGACAGAAGACGCAAGCUCUGGCCUGUUCCGAGACCUGGGCGGCGAGCUGGAGGGCAUGCCCGAGGUCAGUCUGAACAUGGACACCGCCUUCCCGCUGGAAGAAGAGCUUCAGAUCGAGCCCCUGAGCCUGGACGGACUCAACAUGCUCAGUGACUCCAGCAUGGGCCUGCUCGACCCCUCCGUUGAAGAGACGUUCCGAGCCGACCGACUGUGA